This is a messenger RNA of Branchiostoma belcheri (Belcher's lancelet), 1816 nucleotides long. RefSeq names its product kynurenine/alpha-aminoadipate aminotransferase, mitochondrial-like. The coding region runs from base 138 to 1430 and encodes 430 amino acids. Gene Ontology annotation, molecular function: pyridoxal phosphate binding; L-kynurenine:2-oxoglutarate transaminase activity. The record is from RefSeq and is a predicted model, not a curated record. NCBI's taxonomy places the organism in Eukaryota, Metazoa, Chordata, Leptocardii, Amphioxiformes, Branchiostomatidae. The transcript is spliced from 14 exons. Gene Ontology annotation, biological process: biosynthetic process.
UUUUUUCUCAACGUUGGAAACAGGUCACUGUUGUCAGUAGGUCUACCUCUUCGCUAUCAGUGACAUCGAUCGACCGCAUAGUGUCUAAUUUUCACAACGACAAAAGCUAUCUUGUCGCUCAGCUGUACUUAAGAAGAAUGAAUUACGUACGUUUUUUGACGGCUGUCAGCCGAGCAAGGAGCAGUGAGUUCUUGAGCCACUUGGUUGACAUCCAGCAGCGAGCAGUUCCAGGGUCGCUGAUCGCCCUGUCCACAGGCAUGCCCAACACCUCCUGCUUCCCACUGUCUUCUGCACACCUCUACACCAGGAAGGGGAAGAAGCUAGACUUGUCUCCAGUCUGGAUGAACCAGGGUCUGCAGUACACCUCCUCACAAGGGCAUCCAGAGAUGGUAGAAUGGGGGAAGGAGCUUCAGAGGAGAAAACACAACCCUCCCACCGACUACCUGAGCCACGAGGGAAAGAUGGACUUGUGUGUAACAGCUGGCAGCCAGGAGGCCAUGUGCAAGACUAUGGAGAUGUUGGUGACUACUGGUGACAAUGUCCUGAUUGAAACUCCUGCUUAUCCCGGAAUACUGUCUAUUGCAAAACCGAUGGGCUGCAACAUCCUUGAGGUGGAGACAGACGAGCAUGGGCCAAAGAUAAGUUCCCUGCGAAGGAUCCUGUCCAACUGGAACCCUGCAGACAGUUCCAAUAUGUGUUCAGACAUCCCCCGUGUGUUCUACACCACCUCGUCAGGAUCUAACCCCACGGGCGUCACCACGUCAGUGGAACGGAAACAGCAAGUGUAUCAGAUAGCGAGCGAGUAUGACUUCCUUAUCCUGGAGGAUGACCCGUACUACUACAUCCAGUUCACAGAGACUCCUGUGCCCAGCUACCUGUCUAUGGACGUUGACGGACGAGUCAUCAGAUUUGACUCUUUCUCCAAGAUUCUAUCUGCUGGGAUGCGUAUCGGGUUUGCCACCGGUCCCCAGCCCCUGAUAGAGAGGCUGGUGUACCACAUGCAGGUCUGCACCCAGCAUGCAAACACACUCUCCCAGAUGAUCUGCCUGCUGAUUCUACAGGAUUGGGGACAGGAGGGAUUUGAUGCUCACACGGAGCGUGUAACAGAGUUCUACCGCAAGCGGAGAGACAUUAUCCUGGAGUCAUGUGACACUUGGUUAAAAGACUAUGCAGAGUGGACUGUCCCAGACAGUGGUAUGUUCCUGUGGAUGAAGCUCCUGGGAGUCCAGGAUACCGCUGACCUGGUCAUGCAGAAAGCUCUGGAUGCAGGUGUGCUGUUUGCUCCUGGCAAAGCGUUUACCGCCAAUGAGGCACCCAGCUCCUACAUAAGGGCAUCAUACUCACAGGCUCCUGAACAGGACAUUGAUAAGGGUAUCCAGAGGCUGGCUGCACUGUUGAAGGAAGAGCUAAAGCUGACUGCGUCUGUGUGAUGCCAAACAGCCGAACUGCAAACUUGGUCGGGUUAAUCUGAAUGUCAGAGGGGCAGUCUGUAAAUGUUAAACUGGGACAGCUACAGAUGUUGUUUUAAACUGGGACACCUAUGUUCUAAAGCCCCUACGUUUCGACAUAGGGUUAUUGUUGUUGGAACAUACAUGUAGGGGUGUCCGUAUAUAGGGGUGUAACCUAUUAAAUCAUGUCUUACUUCUUUGAGUUUUGUUCACAAUAGUAUUUCACAUAGGAUGAUGUUAUUGUUAGUGAUAUGAAAGCAAACCGUAAUCAUGGAAGCUUCUAGAAGAGAAACAAAUUUUUUUAAACUGUACAUGAUGUAAAAACACUUUCAGUGUUACUAAUCAUGACCAGUACCUGUAUAUAUUGA